Molecule: messenger RNA, 3591 nt
Organism: Periophthalmus magnuspinnatus
Lineage: Eukaryota; Metazoa; Chordata; Actinopteri; Gobiiformes; Gobiidae
Gene: fez2b
Product: fasciculation and elongation protein zeta 2b
Exons: 9
Coding region: 140-1261 (373 amino acids)
Cellular component (GO): axon; cytoplasm
Source: RefSeq, a predicted model, not a curated record
GACGCAGAGCCCAUCCCUCCCUCGACGGCGCUGCCCUGUUUCUCUCCGUCUCCGCCAGUGUCUGUCUGGAAGCCGAAAACAGAGCGAUUUCAACCAAGGAGAGGGGCACAUAGGCUGCCCCCGGCUCCCUUAGGCAGGCAUGGCGGCUCCGUUAGCCCAUUUCGAUGAGGACUGGCAAGAUUUUAACGAGUUUAAGCCGUUUCAGGAGUCCGAUAAUCAGCUCGACCAACUCAACUCCAAUGUGACCGACUCCACUACCACCUCCUCGGGCCUAGACGAUUUCUCCGACCUAGACAACAGCUUCUGCGGGGAGAUAUGCAGCUUUAAAUCAAUGGAAGAUCUGGUACACGAUUUUGACGAGAAACUGACCGUGUGUUUCCGAAAUUACAACACAACCACAGAAAACAUAGCGCCCAUCAAGCCCAUUACGGAAGACAACUAUCUGAAAGAUGACGAGGUGUGGAAUGCACUCACAGAUAACUAUGGCAACGUGAUGCCAGUGGACUGGAAGACAUCGCACACUCGCUCCCUGCAUCUGCCCACCCUUAACCUCAUUGAGCCAGAGAAACUAGAUAACCAGUCUUUAGACCUGUCUGAUGAUGAGGACCUGAGGGAGCAAAUGGACAUGCACUCUAUUAUUGUCUCCAGCAUCAGUGACGAGCCCCUCUUCACAGCUGAACAGGUGAUAGAGGAGAUUGAGGAGAUGAUGCAGGAGUCCCCAGACCCGGAGGAUGAUGAGAGUCCGUCCCACUCAGACCUGUCCAUGCUCUCACAGGAUCUACAGGGGCUCCGACGCUCAGGCUCCAACACCAGCUAUGAGGACCGGUUGCGACAGCUGUCAGUGUCAGAGCUCACUGAGACUCUGGAGGAGGUGGAGUCGACCAUUCGCCGCUUCAGUGAGGAGCUCAUCCAGGCACUGGCCCUUCGAGAUGAGUUGGACUAUGAGAAAGAGGUAAAGAACAGUUUCAUAUCCCUGCUGAUCGAUGUCCAGAACAGACAAAAGGAGCACCGGGAUCUGCUACGCAAGAGGAAGAAGAUUCGAAGUACAGUCACCACUGGACCCAAUGGACAGAGAAUAGCUAGCACACAUAUCCCCGGCACGUAUCUGACAACAGUGAUCCCUUAUGAGAAGAAGGCUGGUGCACCCUCUGUUGAAGACCUUCAAAUUCUGACAAAAAUUCUUCAAGCCAUGAGAGACGAUAGUGAAAAGGUUCCAGCUCUUCUAACAGACUACAUCCUCAAAGUUCUGUGUCCAACGUAAAGCCUCGGACCCACCUCCUGUUUCCAGCACCUCAAAGGAACAUCACUGAGGAUUCUGGUAUUACCCAAAAUGAACUCAAAAUCCCGGCCUUCCAAUUAAACCAAUGUUUCACUUGUGGCAUUUUAAAGCUCAUUUAUUUUUAACUAAAAGAUUAUUUUAGCUGAUACCUUUUAACUUUUUAAUGCCUGAUUGAUAUAUUCUUAUAAAAUCUGCACAGUGAUGCCAGUAAUCAGUAUUAGCUCAAGUAUUUUCCUAAAUAAUUUUAAAUCUAGCAUUAUCUUAGGCAAUUUUAACAAGCUUUUCUGGCUAAGAGGCAGGUUUAUUUUGUAAACUGAACGCAUUUGCAUCUUGGUACUUUAUGCUUGACCACAUCCCUUCUGGGAGUCAGUUGAUGGCAUGUAUUUAUUUAACAAGAAUGAAAGAACCGAAGAGCAAGCCCUUUAAUUGUUGCAUGUUGAUUUAAGAAUGACACUUGAUCUCUGCUUUUUGCCGGAAUGUUGUAAUGAAAUAUUUUGUAUACAAAUUGCACAGUUUGUAGUUUUUGAAAAGGGAAACUAAACUGAAAGACUUGCUGAGUGAACAAAUGAUAUAUUUUUGAAUUGGGUUUAUAGACCUCUUUCAUUAACAGCUUUCACCACUCAUCUGUAUAUUAUGCCUAGAGAUUCUUCCCAUUCACUCACUCCCUCUUUUUACAUGUAAUACCUCAUGCUAGUCUGUUUAAAGCCAUCUCAUUUUAUCGUGGUUUAGCUAGCUUGUACUUUCCCUCAUCUUGAUAUUGUGCACAUUUCUGGUAUUGGCUUUUAGUUGAUGUCUUUCUCAUGUAGUGAAGCUAUUAGUGGUUGUACAUCUUGCUUGCUUUGUCUGUCUUGAUGGUUUAGAAAAUAAUGUAUCGAGAUUUAAGAGCUUCCAUACAAUUUACAUUAACAUCAAAAGACUAAUACAUAAUGAAUUUAACAUCAUAGCAGUACAUAUAAAAUGCAUGUCUCCUUUACUUUGUAGCUCACCAGCUAACACAGGUGCUCCACACAAGGUCAGGUCUAGAGUAGAUCUCAGGUACCUCCAUCAGUGUUAUAGUGUCAAACAGAGACAUAUAUUUACCAUCUAGCUGCAUAGACUCAAAAGCGGUAUUGUAAUCAUCUGAUAUUUUGUGUUUAGUUCAGAGUUGACACCUUUUGUUGUUCUUGUAACUGUUUAUGUGUUGUUGUUGUUAAUGUAACUGCUUUUGUAUGUGACACUUGGUUGUUAUGCUGAAUUUCUACUGUAGGGCUACUGUAGGCUGUAACCCACACCAAAACAGCAGACUCGAUUCCUAAAGCGGGUCUCCAAUACAGAUCAGUUACUGAGGAAUCGAACCUUCAAAUCAACUUGUCAGCAUAGCAACAAAGUGUCACAUACAAAAGCAGUUACAUAAACAGCAAAUAAACAGUUACAAUAUCAACAAAAGGCGUUAACUCUGAACUAAAAACAAAAUAUCGGCUCAUUACAAUAUUAAUAUUAUCAAGCAAAAUGUACUCUUGUAGUUCUAGUAAAGUAAUAGCUAUAGCAGUGAAAUGGAUACGCCUCAAACUUGAAUAGUUGUUUGCUGUGAUACUAGACAUAACAUUUACACUAAUAAGUUAUUUAAUCAUUAGUAAUUUAAUCAUAUGAUGGAAAAGGGAAUGUAAAGAUGCUGGAUAUGGAAUUAUACAGAAGUGGUUCCAGUGGUUUAUUUUGAUCUGUUACAAUGGACAGACAUGCAUCAAUAUUGGUGCAUUAUUAUACUGUAUGUAGCGGUUAUUUCUAAUGUUGCCAGCACUGAGCAUUGAAAACUAGCAUGAGCUGCAUGCACUUUACAGUUGGAAACAAAAUUAGUGUUUGAAUCAACCAAAAAAGGGAUGAAAGCAUGUUGUAGUAAUGGUCGAAAUUUAAUAAAAAAAAGGGAAAAUAUAAGUAACAAAAUUUUUAAAUGGAUUAAAAUAAAUGACACUAAAUAUGCAUAUCUUACUAUUUGGUUGCAGUCCAUUGAAUGUCAUUGAAAGGUGUUUAGGAUGUAACAUAUCAACAAGAGUCAUGACAAUUUAAAGAUUUAUAUUUUUAUCAUAACAAGCCAGGAGACAAGGCCUCCUUUGAAAAUGCCUGAUCAUUUUGUACAUUGAACCGACAACCUUUUGUUUUUAAUACUUGUCAUCCCCCGGUGAAGGGGUUUUAUGUUUACUGUCUCAUCAUGUGGUACCACAGUACAUUAAUUUAUUAUGUAAAUGUUUGUUUUAUAACCUUGUUAUUGACAUGUAAUGGUACCAAUGUUUGUGCCCGCAUUUCAACUCAUUUCAAAUAAAAACUGUGAAGACCUU